UCUCAGUUCGUUGCGGGGAAACUGAAUCAUUUUUAGUACGGAAUUUACUAUCCAAUUUUACCGAUAAAAUUGUUCGUUUUUAGUUUGAAUUUGCCUUCCUGAAGGUCAAAUAUCUAAAACAUGACGCUAAAUCCAGAAUAUGAUACCCUUGCUAAAACAUUUGUGCAGCAAUUCUACGCUAUUUUUGAUGAUCCGACGAGGCGUGCAACCCUGGCCACCUUCUACAACGAAGAAAGAUCUAUGCUGACCUUUGAAGGAGAACAAUUCUUUGGCUGUUCAAAAAUCAUGGCAAAAAUUCAGAGUUUGACGUUUCAGAAGAUAGCCCACAAUAUUACUGCUGUAGAUGCCCAGCCAAUGUUCGAUGGUGGUAUUCUAAUUUCUGUCCUAGGUCAAUUAAAGACGGAUGAUGACCCUCCACAUAGUUUUAAUCAAGUGUUUAUACUCAAACCUACACCCGAUACUGGAAGCUUUUUUGUUGCUCACGACUCUUUCAGGUUGUCGCUGCACUCUAUGUAAACAUGUAUACCAUUGAUUUCUAUUCAAGAUAAUUUUUAAGGCUUUCAACAAAGUAAUAUUUUAUGACUGAGGUUAAUUGAAAUGUAUAUGUAAUUUUUUUCAUUCAAUAAAAUGUGAUGUACUUUGCUUAUAAUGUAACUGUUUGUCAUCUU
Uloborus diversus is the source of this 668-nucleotide messenger RNA. Its product is annotated as probable nuclear transport factor 2. Lineage: Eukaryota; Metazoa; Arthropoda; Arachnida; Araneae; Uloboridae. The coding region runs from base 121 to 516 and encodes 131 amino acids. Gene Ontology annotation, cellular component: nuclear pore central transport channel. Gene Ontology annotation, biological process: protein import into nucleus. The transcript is spliced from 4 exons. The record is from RefSeq and is a predicted model, not a curated record.